Messenger RNA from Penicillium odoratum, 783 nucleotides. RefSeq lists its product as uncharacterized. Lineage: Eukaryota; Fungi; Ascomycota; Eurotiomycetes; Eurotiales; Aspergillaceae. The record is from RefSeq and is a predicted model, not a curated record. The transcript has 2 exons. Bases 1 to 783 code for a protein of 260 amino acids.
AUGUCCGCAACCGGUAAAAUGCUAGGCUCAAGCAGCAGCUUCUCCACCCGAAUCUCACUAAGAUGGGUCCCCGAAAUCCCCGAAGAAACAACUGACACAAUCGUUCUAUCGGUGGGAGGGUGGUUCGUCGAUCUCCGAAUGGAUAAGGCAUCAGGCCAGAUUGAUUGGGCGAUGGCCGGGACUCGGGUUGAGGAGAAUCCUAACCAAAUACCAGUGAAAACGCUGUUCACCCGCGAACUGGACUCUCUCAAUGAGAUUGGUAUUGUGGAUGUUGGAAAUUUCAGUCCAUUGCCUAAUGGCGAUGAUCUUGAAUGCGGCGAGAUGCCUCGUGCUGAUCUUCCCGGUGCACCGAUGACAGGGUUUGAGGAGGUGUGGAGGGAAUUGCCGUUCCGGGAGGGUCCUGAGGGUGCUAAGAGGGGUAUUUCGUGGAUUCUGGAGUCCGAUGAUCCUAUGGAGUUUAGGGAGGGAGAGGAGAUCAGUGUUACUAAGAUGUUUUUGGGCCGGAUUUGGGGAACGUAUCUGGCGUUCCGGCAGGUUCAAACUCAUACCCGUCAGAAGGAGGGUGGAGAGCUGGUUGUCAAGAGGACCGGGGCGGAGGUUAGUGCGCGGAGGGAAGAGUGGAGUUCUGGGUCUUGGGAGGAGAAGUAUCUGGUGGGGCCUGAUGGGGGUGCUGUGCCAUCUAUGAGUGGGUUUGAUGUGGAAGAGAAGGGUUGGAAGGUUGGAGAGCGCGUGGUGAUUGACCAAAGAUCUUACAUUGUUCGGGCUUUCGAGGAGAUUCAAUAA